AUGGAGGCGUCCGCCAACGGGUCCAGUUUUGGCAUCGACUCGCUGCUGUCCCACAGGCCUGGAAGUCCGGUGUCCAAAGGGGACAGCCUGGUGGGGGAGUGCCGCUCGCCUCUGGAGUUCAGCCCGCGAUCAGACGUGGAGAGCGGCUGCUCGUCGCCUCCGUCGCCGAGGAGGGAGUGCGUGGACGAGGUGGCCCAGAGGCAAGGUCACGGCAUCGGCCUGCCGCCGCACCUGCAGCACGCUCAGAUAUCUGCGGGGUCGCAGCAGAGGACCGUGACCUCGUCGUUCCUCAUCAGAGACAUUCUCGCGGACUGUAAGCCUCUGGCUGCGUGCGCGCCCUACUCCAGCAAUGGACAGCCGACCCAGGAGGCGGGGAGGCUGGCCUCGAAGAUAGCGGAAGACUUUAUGGAGAAAAUCCACAGCAACUCGUCGUCAGACAGUGAAUAUAAAGUGAAAGAGGAGGGGGACAGGGAGAUCUCCAGCAGUAGAGACAGUCCUCAGGUCCGGCUCAAGAAACCCAGGAAGGCCCGGACGGCCUUCACGGACCACCAGCUGGCCCAGCUGGAGCGCAGCUUCGAGCGGCAGAAGUACCUGAGCGUCCAGGACCGCAUGGAGCUGGCGGCCUCCCUAAACCUCACAGACACACAGGUCAAGACCUGGUACCAGAACCGGAGGACAAAGUGGAAGAGACAGACGGCGGUGGGACUGGAGCUGCUGGCUGAAGCUGGAAACUACUCCGCCCUGCAGAGGAUGUUCCCGUCCCCGUACUUCUACCCGCAGAGCCUGGUGUCCAACCUGGACCCAGGAGCGGCCCUCUACUUGUACAGAGGCCCCUCGGCGCCCCCGCCGGCCCUGCAGAGACCCCUGGUCCCGCGGAUCCUGCUGCACGGCCUGCAGGGGGGCAGCGAGCCGCCGCCUCCGCCGCCUCUGCCCCCCAUGCUUUCCCGGCCGGGUCAGCCGCGGUGAGCCGGCCACUGCACUUUUUUUCUUCUUCUUUUGUUUUUUUCUUUUUGUACGCCGAACUUGGCAGCUUGGGACUCAUAAGAAGAGAUAAGACAGAAAAAAAUAAAAACGUGACGAACAAGAAAAAAAAAAAACUGUUCGAGGCCUUUAUCUGGUGCCGGCUGAGGCUGAACCCUGAGGACGGAGCUCUGGGACUCAAACUGUCUGUGUGGAAGGAUUUUUCUGUUUCUUUUGGGACAUGAGCUUUAUUUAUAAACUUAUUUAUUUUUUCAAUAUGAAUCAAAGCAUCUAAGUUAUGUAUUUAUUUGAUCCAAGUUUCAGUAUUUUCAUUGUUUUCCCCAACAACUGAUACAAUUGUUGGUGGCACUUUGACCUACAGUUCAACGCCAAUUAGACCCCUAUUGGCAUUAUGAUUAUUAUUAUUAUCAUUAUUAUUAUCAUUAUUAUUGUUGAUGUUCAUGGAUAGUGGCAAAGACGGAAAGGAGCAUCCUUCCUUGUAAUAUGAAUAUAAUGUACUUAGAAGAUCCAAAGGAACAAUUGGUAGGCCUAAAUAUUUUUUCUUUUUUUUUUAUCUAAAUCUGUCAUUGAUUUUUGUUUCCACGUGAAGAACAACAACACGAUCAGCAGUCAUAAACCUGUAAAUAAGAAUAUUUUGCAUUUUAUUCGAAAGAGACUGAUUUUAAAGAUUUUGUUGGUUUGUUUGAUCUAUUGGUGCGUCUUUUUCAGACCACGGUGAUCCAGUUUAACAUAAUAGGCUAGAUUAGCCAUCAGAAACUAUACAGGCAGAAUUAAAAAAAAAAAAAAUAAAAAAAAAAAAAAACAUUUGUCUGAGAAAUAAUGCCUGGACCCACAUAUAGGCACAAACACGAGAGCUACGGAAAGAAAGAAAUCUAUAUAAAGUCUUUUUCUUGUUCUUAGUUGACGUUUUAGCGGAGUAAAAAUGUCACGUCAUUUAUUUAAAUAAAAAAAAGCAGUUUAUCCCUGCAGAGGGGGACACGGGGACGCAAUCACCUCUAAUGUUUUUUAUUUUUAUUUGUUUUCGAUAAACAAAGCGAUCGGACUCGGGUCCACGUCCAGGUACCUGCCUGUUGAUUUGCUAUAGAUGUAUUUGAACAGACGUUGUGCAUUACUUAUGUUACUUCAUAUGAAGCCGUGAUAAUUGUUAUACUCUCCUUUGGUGAAAA
Molecule: messenger RNA, 2147 nt
Organism: Centropristis striata (black sea bass)
Lineage: Eukaryota; Metazoa; Chordata; Actinopteri; Perciformes; Serranidae
Gene: barhl1b
Product: BarH-like homeobox 1b
Exons: 3
Coding region: 1-966 (321 amino acids)
Biological process (GO): regulation of transcription by RNA polymerase II
Cellular component (GO): nucleus
Molecular function (GO): RNA polymerase II transcription regulatory region sequence-specific DNA binding; DNA-binding transcription factor activity, RNA polymerase II-specific
Source: RefSeq, a predicted model, not a curated record